UCAUCUCUCAUCUCAUUGAUCUCUCCCCUCUCCACAUGUCAGAGGAUCCGGCGACUCUCACCAAUGACUCGGUCCCGUAGUACGCAGAGCGACUGCUCAUCACCUCCUGUCACCCAAGAUGACCUGAAGAGCGUACUUGAACACGAGAUUCGCAACCACGUGUGGGAAUUUUCCCCAAUGAGAUUCGCAACAAGGGUGUGCCAAAGGACGAGGAAAACCUCUGCGGACGUACUUGAAGUGAAACAGAGGAUGGAAAUUGCUGACGACAUCGACCGGGCUGAUUAUUACGACCUGGCCGUCGAUGAACCAGCGUUUCAGGAGGUUUUCGAGAAGUGCCGCAAGGACCUCGACACAAGCACCUUCAUCUCGCGAUUCCAAGCCGCUAAGGGUGGUAUAGAGGGCAAACAGGAUUGCACCCCACUUGUUGAAUUCUUGAAUGCUUGUCUGGCCCUCGUAAAGUCGAAAUGUCCGGAUCUCGCCGAAACAUCGAUUUAUUCAAAGCUCGAGUUCCUCGUCUAUGACCGACCCACACAAGACGGUAUUGAAGGCGAAAAGUCAUUAAAGCCUGAUAUCGUUGGCGUAUCGCCCCCUGACUCGCAGAGUGGUGAGGACUGGCGAAACAAGCGCUUCUAUUGGUGCCCCCCGAGUGCUACAGAGCCCCUGCCACCGAACGCUGCCGACAUCCAGAUCGGCAUCCCUUUGGAAGUCCAAGAUGAAUGGCCCGAGCUUCUGCGACAAGCAGCCACAUAUGGGCAUGCUCUAUUCGCCGCGAAUCCCCUGCGUGUCUAUGCCCUUGUUCUCGCAUGUAACCCUGUCGAGUGGGACUUCAGAUUUCUGCUCUUUCAUCGCGGUGGGCUAUCAUGCUCAAAGCCCUUGUCGCUUGUCACGCAACGCGGCCAAGAGGAAAUGCUGUGGAUCUGGAUGGCUUUGUUGACAUGCAAGACGGUGGGUGAUAUCGGCUUGCCGCCAUGGUACAAUGGGGUUGAAAUGCUCUUGCCAGUUGGCGGAGGAAACGCAAAGUCAUUGCAUGCAAACAUUGAGGAGGUUUUGCAUAGUGCGAUGUGUUGUCGCGGUCGUGCUACGAACGUGUUCAAACUUUCAUACCCUAAUAAACGCCCCGUCGCCGAUCUCGCCCCCAUCGCCACAGCUCGUCGUCCACAGACUCCAGCUUCGACCGUCUCCGAUACCAAAUCCGGUGCAAGCGACAUUUUAGCAAACAAAGAAGAUGUCAUUGAUCAGCCCGUUACCGCUGAAAAAAAAAUCCGACCAAAAAUCGCCCAAUAUCCACUUGGAGAACUCAAGAUGGCAUCCAAGGUUUUCACCAAGCCAUUGAGCACAUCGGAAGAGGAAAAACAAGUGAUACUCAAGUCGAUUUGGGAUCGAGACAAUCCGACUUGGAAAAACAUCGAAGACGAGCUGGCGUCGGCCUGCGAUGAACUAUUUGGCUGCCCAGGACACCACUAUUCGUGUACCCCGGCUGACGAAACUUCCGGCCCCUUCACGAACCACCUUCUUCUCCCUACCCCCGAAGAGGCUAUGGAUCUCCAACAGUUUCAUUGGUCUGUUUUCAGUAAGACUGUCCCAUCAGAACCAGAAUGGCGCAGUCAGCUCUACCAUUUGUUUGACACAAUUGGGUCGUCUCUUGUUUCCUCACCAAAUCCUCUCGCACUCUUUGUCGCAAUCCUCCAUACUUUACUUGGAUGGCUUGCGAUGUUUCAACUUGGCUAUUUCCACCGGGAUCCGAGCAUAGGGAACCUACUUCGCCUCGCAGAAGCUGUUGCGAUGAAAAAAUUCGAGAUUGAUCUGAGACUCGCGCCUGACGCCAUCGACGACCUCAUUGCCCAGUUUAGACAUCUCGGCUUGAGCCCUUCGGGUGGUUCGCAGAUCGAUUGUCGACAGCAAGCACAACGCGUCAAAGACCUACUCGAAACCCUGGGUGUGGGAUCUGAUGCAUCCGGCCUCAUUAUUGAUGGUGAUAAUGCAGUCAAGUGGCACCAUUUCGAUGCUCCCCGAAAUUCCACGCGUUCGGGCACUGUAGAAUUCAUGUCUGAUCUUCUUCUCCAUGACAUUCAGGCAGGAAAGGGUCACCUAUACUCACCUGUCGACGAUCUGCGCGCGGUGUUCUAUGUCUGUCAAUGGGCUGCAGUAUUCCGAGAUAAAGUCAAACUAAGCCACCUGACACUCCUACGCCAACAGUUGGGCACGAACCGCCGAGCUACGGCGACACGCCAUAUUCAACAGGAAAUCAGAGACGAUGAUUUCCAACUCUACGGAAAAUUUCUGCCCCCAUGUGUAUCUUUCCUAUCGGCGUGGAAUACCAGAUUGGUGGCAUUGGGGAAAGAUUUCAAGGAUGCACAGAAAGCCAGUGGGGGCAACAAUGAUCUUUUGCGACUAAUGUUCUUGUCGUUUGCAUAUCGCGGGGUCGCUGAUUUCAUGGAGGUAUUCUUGGAGUGGAAGCAGAAGAACAAUAUGACUUAG
This is a messenger RNA of Mycena indigotica, 2478 nucleotides long. RefSeq lists its product as uncharacterized. The transcript has 5 exons. NCBI's taxonomy places the organism in Eukaryota, Fungi, Basidiomycota, Agaricomycetes, Agaricales, Mycenaceae. The record is from RefSeq and is a predicted model, not a curated record. Bases 64 to 2478 code for a protein of 804 amino acids.